GCUUUGUAUAAUAUAGUAUAAUACUAAAUUGUAUAAUAUGUUAUUGUUGUGCCUCAGGUUCAAUAAAACCAGAGCACUUCAUGAGAUGACAAGCUCCACAUUUUAAGAAUAUAGUCAAAGAACCCACUCUUUCCAAAGUUGUUCUGGCAUGCAUAAUAAUUUGAAAUCAAAACAGCAUAGCCAUAGGUGGGAAAGACCACAUUCUCUGAGUUCAAGGUCCAUGAAAUUUCUUACACACCAGCAUAAAAAAAUUGAUUGUCUCUUUUUAAAUUUUCUUUCAGGGGGUCCAAUAAACAAAAUAAUACUUUCGGUGGAGUUAAUGUCAUGUUUAGAUCAUGAGUAUAUUUGACAUAUCUUAACACUUGGACCCAUUGACUCUCCAAAAUUGGAUAUUCCGAUUCCUCAUUCUGCAAUUCAGAUAUAUAACUAAUACUUCAAUUUAACUUUUUAAUUUUUUAUAAAAAUGAAUUGUUGGUUCAAGCACUGCAUUUCUUAAAGCUCCUAAAGUUGCGGGACUCAGGAGGUGUUAAAACAUCUGGGCCAUACUGUUUAAUUCUGAUGUUUCAGCAGUACGUAUUGCCAAGCAAAUAUUGUAGAUAGUCAACCCAGAAUUUCUCAAAGCAUUUAAACAUUUGAAACCAACUGAUUUUGAUCUCAAGAGUUUGAGUAAAAUAUCUUCCCUGUUAUUUUCAAAUUGAUUAUUUAGCAAUUUCAAUUUCUUGUAUGAUUUGGAAUUAAAGCGUAACUGCUUAUCAAUAAACAAAUAGGUUUGGCAGCCAAGUUCCCUAUAUCCUGAAGUUUGCAAAAGUCUUGGACAGGUAUUUCCCACCCCACCAGUGGUGAAAUCCAGCAGGUUCUUACAGGUUCUGGAGAACCGGUAGCAGAAAUUUUGAGUAGUUCGGAGAACCGGCAAAUACCACCUCUGAGUGGCCCCAGAGUGGGGUGGGAAUGGAGAUUUUGCAAUAUUCUUCCCCUGCCUCACCCACCAAGCCACGCCCACAGAACUGGUAGUGAAAAAAAUUGGAUUUCACCCCUCCCCCCCCCAACACACUCAUUAGAAGAAGUCCAUUACUGAAGAGAAGAACUGAUGCCAGAAACUGCUAGGGAUCUGCAACUGUAUAGAAAUGGAGGAUAAAAGGCAAAAAGGUUCAGGAAGCUUGAAAUUCCAAAGAUAUCCCAUGGCUACCUCAGGGUGUCAUGGCCACCAAUGACCAAGAAAUCAGCUUUUGUACAGCCUUUCCAAAACAAAAAUGACAGACAUGACAUCUCAGGAUUAGAUAUUGAUCUAAUACCUGAGAUAUUGUUCCCUCUAUCUCAAGAGGAAAUUCUAGAGCUAGAGUUCGCAUAAAAAAAUUAAACAACUAGAUAAGAAAUACAUUGAUUUUUUUGGUCAGUUUAACAUAACAUUAACAUAAAAUACGCUGUGUCCAAAUCUGUCUUCCAGAAAUCUAAUCUAAUCUCAGCAAACCAAACGGGGACGUAUUAUGCUGCCAGUUCUUUGAGAAAUCAAGUGUGGCUAGUUUGAAUGGCAACUAUGAACAUCAAGGCAAGAGAAAAUCUGGGGGAAGAUGUGAGGGGAAGCUUUAAAUAUCAGCAGGGUACACUGGGAAACAAAGUUUGCCUCUGGAGAAGGAGCCAGGAAUAACAGAGAAUAAGGUGAGGAAACAACAGUCACUUUCUUUUGUAACAAACUCCCUAGGAAAGCCAGUAUGAUGUAGUGGCAAGGCACCAGAUUAGAAAUUUAAGAGUUCUAGUGAAGCAUAAAAACUAGCUGGUGACCACAAGUCAUUCACUCACUUUCAGCCCGAGGAAAAAGUCAAUAGCAAAACAUUUCUGAAAAAGGUUAUCAAGAAAAUACAUGGAGUUGAAAAUGGAGACACCCAAGGAUGUUUGACGCUUAUAAAAAUAAAACACCAGACAAUAGUUCUAAUCCUAACAUUUUCCUUCUUGCCUCAGCCCCGUCUCCCCUUAGAAGGGGGAGAAACAGCAUAGAAACAGCUCAGUUUAUUGACUGUUGAUGCAUCUUACAGCCUCUCUUUUUCUCUACAACUAGGUAUCUUGGCCCUGCUAAGUCUUUGUUUUGUGAAGAGUGAGUCACACAAGAACAACGCUUUAAAUCUUCAUCCACAGGAUGAAGCCCCCAUGAUCCUUCCGUAUAUUUCUGUUUUUGAAUCAUCCUUUUCUGAUUUUGGAGUCUGCCUUGUCUUCCCAUCCCACAAAACAUCCCACUGAUCUCUUUGCUGGGAGCAGUCCAUUCUAGAACAUUUUGAACUAGGAGUCACAAUUUGCCUUUACUCCACCUUGGAUGCUCUCUCACUCAACACACUUCCAGAAAGACUGCUACGGAAAGAAAGCUCCUUUUUAUUUGUAUCCAUUUCAUGUAUUGUUAAUCAUGUUUAUACAUUUCAUAUAUUCAUAAUCAUGUUUAUACUUUUAUCUGUAAUCUUAUAGAUUCUUGACAAAAAUAAAUAAAUAACUAAAACCUCUGCCUUAAGUGAAUGGCUUCAUGAAGAGCAAGAUAUGGAUUCUACAGAAUCACAUGGAUUUUUCCUAGCCAGCUUCCUGGUCCUCCUGUUCUUGGGAGAUCUCACAGAUGCCUGCAGCUGUGCACAAUUAUCUCUCCAGAAAGCAUGUGACAAAGCUACGUUUGUGAUGAGGGCCAAAUUUAUGAGUGUCAUGCCAGAUCCUGAAUCUCCAUCAUAUUCACCCAAAAAUGUCUAUACUAUUCAGCCCAUUGAGACAUACAAGGGUCCAAAGGAACUACGAAUGGCACAGUUUCUCUACAGCCCAGUCUCAGAUGAUUUCUGUGGAUAUGUACACAAAGGCUCUCUCAAAGGAGAAGAAUACCUAUUUUCAGGAUCAAUUUCUGACAAUCGUUUUAAAAUCUCAAUGUGCAGCUUUGCAGAACCAUGGGAUAAAGUAACUUCUGAACAGAAAAAAAUCCUGAAAGGUGGAGGUUAUAAGGGCUGCAGUGACUCCUGACCCAAGUCAUAAACUUCAUGGCCUUCGCUGUCAUUAUGCUAGUGCUUAGAGAAUGAGAAAUGAACUAGAUGUACCUGAAUGCUUGUUACAAGAAAGCAAAUGUUCAAAACAAGAUGAGCAGCAAAUAAAUCUAAUAAAUGAAAUUAAAUAAAAUGUGA
Messenger RNA from Pantherophis guttatus, 3140 nucleotides. The record is from RefSeq and is a predicted model, not a curated record. NCBI's taxonomy places the organism in Eukaryota, Metazoa, Chordata, Lepidosauria, Squamata, Colubridae.